GUGUGUGUAUAUAUACAUAUUACGGACACUCAUGCACACAUAUCAUCGUAUCUAUUAUGUACAAUGAAUAAACAUACAUAAAAUAUUUACCCUAAACUUUAACCUUUUUAACUCCCGCAAGCGGCACAAAAAAAAAAAACCUUGUCAAAGUCAACUGAGCCAAAAACGGAGAUGGAGGCGGGAGAUCGUGUCGGUUCCAACCCAAUUUCAACACUUCAUUUUGUCACAGAAUAAAAGGAAAACGUUCAGCUCUCUUGACAGCUCUUCAGCAUGAAGCAUCUGAAAUUUGUGCUGGUACUGGCCGUCGCGGUUAACGUCUGGGAAUGUGGUGAUGCGAAGUUUGGUGAAAAAGGUGAAUUAAGUCCAAGGAGGAGGAGAUGUCUGGAUGGAAGCACACCGAGGCGUCUGAAAAAAAGAGAGAGAAAACUGUCACUAGACAGCAGCGGCGGUAGCAGCAGCAGCGCGCAGGUUUGUCACACGUUGUACCCUCGCGCGUCUUGCUGUCACACCAGGAGAGCUACCUAUCAGAAUCUGCACCUGCGGGAUGCCCGGAUAUUUUCUGCUACCAACAACACAGAGUGUGCAAAGCUGCUGGAAGAAAUCAAGUGUGCACGCUGCUCCCAACAUGCUCAGAUUCUAUUUCAUUCACCUGACAUGGAGGCAUCUGCUGACAGAGAGCUAGUUCUACCCAAGCUGUGCAAAGACUAUUGCAGAGAGUUCUACUAUGCCUGCAGAGGUCACAUACCAGAACUGUUCCAAGCUGAUGUGGAUGAGUUUUGCCAGUACUAUGGAAGAAGAGAAAGCAGUUUGUGUUUUCCUGAUUUUCCCAGAAAACAAGUGCGGGGACCAGCCUCCAACUAUUUAGACCAGAUGGAAGACUACGAAAAAGUAGAAGAUAUUGACAGAAAAUACAAGCACAAUUGCUACUGCGCUCAGGAGAUCUUGAGGGGACUGAGGCAGCCUGUGGGGAUCGUGAACUGUGGGGACGGGUCACAGCGCCUCUUCAUCCUGGAAAAAGAAGGCUUUGUGCGAAUUCUUACCCAUGACAUGGAGCUCAUCAAAGAGCCUUUCUUGAAUAUCCACAAACUGGUCCAGAGCGGGACAAAGGGAGGAGAUGAAAGGGGACUUUUAAGCCUUGCAUUCCAUCCCAAUUACAAGAAAAAUGGAAAGCUCUACGUCUCGUAUACCACCAACCAAGAGCGGUGGGCCAUCGGACCACACGACCACAUUCUUCGAGUGGUGGAAUAUACAGUAUCCAGGAAAAACCCCAACCAGGUGGACCCCAGGACAGUGAGAACAUUGAUAGAAGUAGCAGAACUGCACAGAAAGCACCUGGGAGGGCAGCUGCUCUUUGGGCCUGAUGGCUUCCUGCAUAUUUUCCUAGGUGAUGGGAUGAUCACACUAGAUGACAUGGAGGAGAUGGAUGGGUUAAGUGAUUUCACAGGCUCAGUUCUUCGGCUUGAUGUCGACACAGAUUGCUGCAAUGCUCCGUAUUCCAUUCCAAGAAACAAUCCCUACUUCAACAGCACUAACCAGCCACCUGAAAUUUUUGCACAUGGACUGCAUAACCCAGGCAGGUGUGCAGUGGAUCAGCAUCACCAAGACACGAAUGGGAGUCUUCUGAUUCUUUGUACUGAUUCCAGUAGCAGAAACUCCUCCUCAGGCAGAAUACUGCAGAUGUUGAAGGGUAAAGAUUAUGAAAACGAGCCCUCACUCUUCGAUUUAAAAUUAACCAGUAGUGGACCCCCAGUUGGUGGGUUUAUAUAUAGAGGCUGCCAAUCAAGAAGGCUGUAUGGGAGUUUUGUCUUUGGGGACAGAAAUGGGAGCUUCCGAAUCCUCCAGAGAUCCUCAGUGGGCCAGGACUGGCAGGAGAAGACCCUGUGCUUUGGCAGCAGCAGCUCCUGUGGCAGCUCUCUCGUGGGUCACAUCCUGGGAUUUGGAGAAGACGAGUUAGGUGAGGUAUAUAUUCUGGCAAGCAGCAAAAGUAUGACCCAGUCACACAGUGGGAAGCUUUACAAACUGGUCGACCCUAAAAGGCCCCGGGUCCCGGAAGAGUGCAGGCGCCGGGCGCGCCCUCCCGCUCUGCUGCUCACGGAGUGCUCUCGCCUCUGCAAGAACGGCCACUGCACCCCAACAGGCAGGUGCUGCUGCAACCCAGGCUGGGAGGGGGACUUCUGCAGAGUGGCCAAAUGUGACCCAGUGUGUCGUCAUGGUGGCGUCUGCAUUAAGCCAAACAAAUGCUUCUGUAAGAAAGGCUACUCAGGAACACAGUGUGAGCAAACAGAUCACAGCGCUGGACAAGAAACCAGAGAAGGAAUCCUAGACCAGAUCAUUGACAUGACAUCAUACCUGCUGGACCUGACUAGCUAUAUCGUAUAGGCUAAUUGGACUUCAUGUUUCCUUCUCCUCAGACUGCUUGAAGAAACCCCGGUCUUAUCUUUCUUUCAUUGAUUCAAUAGUUCAUCUUGACUGCCAGACACCUUUUUCACUUUCGGCUCCACGAUGGACCAGUUGAUAAGCUACAGUACAUUCUGAUUCUCAUAACAGACUUGACAAAACAGAUCUCAGAAAGCAGCAGGAACAAUGAAACUGUUGCAUUUCUCCCCUCCUUUAAAAACUGGGGUGCCUUCAGUUUAAGAGUGAAGGCACUCAAUUAUAAGCCAUUUUUUCAUCUCAUGGCAGUUCUUUCUGGUGGGACUGGUUGACAACAAGUCUUAAUGGAAUUCAGAGAGUUCUCAGUGUGGUCUAUUAACUCUUACACUGAAGGAAAAAAUGUUCUUUUAAGAUAAACUCUGUAGAGGUCUUAUUAUUAGCUCUGCACCCCUACUGAGAUCAUAAAUGAAAAAAAAUGCAUUGAAAUCUACAAACUCAUUAUGCUGGGGGCCCCAGCCCUUUUAAAGUUAAUUAGAAAUCAAACAAGUUAACUUUUUACUUCUCACGUCUAUAAUUGCAAGGCUACAAGAAGCCUUUCUGGGUUUUCCCAUGAAUUCUUAAGGCUUCCAUCAGAAAGACUCUGCUCUCACUACAGACAUCCAUACCAAAUUCAAGUCGUAUCAAAGCAGAAGAAUUAUUGACUUUGAGUGUGCCUUAGGACAUAGAAAAACUCAUAGCAAAACUUGAAAAGGCUUUGAAUGUCUGCCUUCCGUGCUAAAUUUCAGGGUUCUUGAAUACAAAAAUUGUUUACUGACAUUUCAGAGAUGGCACUGUCUCCGUAUUAAAGAACUAAAAGCAACCACUUCA
Lepisosteus oculatus (spotted gar) is the source of this 3240-nucleotide messenger RNA. It is a transcript of the gene hhip, whose product is annotated as hedgehog interacting protein. Lineage: Eukaryota; Metazoa; Chordata; Actinopteri; Semionotiformes; Lepisosteidae. The record is from RefSeq and is a predicted model, not a curated record.